Eurytemora carolleeae is the source of this 1458-nucleotide messenger RNA. RefSeq names its product proteasome subunit alpha type-4-like (gene Prosalpha3). The transcript has 10 exons. Gene Ontology annotation, cellular component: cytosol; proteasome core complex; nucleus. NCBI's taxonomy places the organism in Eukaryota, Metazoa, Arthropoda, Copepoda, Calanoida, Temoridae. Gene Ontology annotation, biological process: ubiquitin-dependent protein catabolic process. The record is from RefSeq and is a predicted model, not a curated record.
UAAACCUUUAUCCACAGCUGAUCCUUUAACAACAGCUGAUUCUAUAUCAACAGCUGAUUCUUUAACAACAGCUGAUCCCAUUACAACAACUGAUCCAUUACAGUUCCGCAACAGCUGUUUUUAGUGUAUUUCUAUGGAUUUCCCCAUUUUCCCAAUAUUUCUGCUUUAUACCUCCCAACUCACGUCAAUAUGAAUAAUUUUACAAAAUUAAAAGUUAAAUUGUGAUUUCAGACAAAAUGGCGCGUCGUUAUGAUACCAAAACUACUAUUUUCUCACCUGAAGGGCGUCUCUACCAGGUUGAGUAUGCUAUGGAGGCUAUUGGUCACGCUGGAACCUGUCUUGGAAUCCUUGCUAACGACGGUAUAGUGCUGGCUGCCGAGAGACGAAACACGAACAAGCUGCUGGACGAAGUUUAUCAUUCAGAGAAGAUUUAUAAACUUAACGAGGAUAUGGCCUGUAGUGUUGCCGGAUUAACCAGUGAUGCUAAUCUGCUCACGAACGAGCUCAGAUUGAUUGGUCAGAGGUAUAAAUAUACCUACGGAGAAUCUAUUCCUUGUGAACAGUUGGUAUCUUGGCUUUGUGAUAUCAAGCAGGUAAUCCCCCCCUUCCUCUCUUACGGUAAGUUUGGUGUCUCUAUCCUGUAUAUUGGUUAAUAUGGUUACCAGCUUUAUCAGUUAGAUCCUAGUGGAAACUAUGGUGGCUGGAAGGCCACUUGUAUCGGGAAUAACUGGAAUGCUGCGGUAUCUAUGCUGAAGCAGGAAUACAAGGAAGGAGAAACAAGUCUCAAGGAGGCUCUGGAUCUAUCCAUCAAGGUUCUUAGCAAGACCUUGGAUAUGACCAAACUAAGUGCGGAGAAGAUCGAACUGUCAACCCUGACCAGGGAGAACGGUAAGACCAUGAUUCAGAUUCUCCCAGCUGAACAGGUGGAGGAGCUGAUCAAGAAGUACGAGGCUGCCGAGGCCGAGGCUGAAGCCGCCAAGAAGGAAAAAGAAAAGCAGAAAUCUUCAUCCUCCUAAACCAACCUCAUCCUCCUGACGAAAUCUUUUCGUGUAAACUGAAAUAUUUAACCCCCCCUUUUCCCAAUUAUCCUACUUUCUAUAAACAAGUGUUAAACGAUGUGAUUUUAUCCAUGCACUUUAAAAAUAAUAAAAUCCGUGAUUUUUCUAACUUGAAAUUUGCUGGUUUGGCAACUUGAAAUUUGUUUUUAAAAAUUGUUGUAACUGGUUUCUAACGUGUUAAUAACUGGGUUUAAUAAAAAUCGUUUUUAACUGGUUUCAAACUCGUUAACAACUAGUUUCAAAACUGGGUUAAUAUCUGGUUUCAAACUUGUUUCUAAAUAGUUCUAUAACUGGUUUCAAAACUUGGUUCUAAUUGGUUUCAAACUUGUUCAUAACUAGUUUCAAAACUGAUUUCAAACUCGUUGAAACUAGAAAUAAACUAGUGUCUUCUGGUUUCAGA